Molecule: messenger RNA, 4779 nt
Organism: Panonychus citri (citrus red mite)
Lineage: Eukaryota; Metazoa; Arthropoda; Arachnida; Trombidiformes; Tetranychidae
Product: homeobox protein 2-like
Exons: 8
Coding region: 1155-4556 (1133 amino acids)
Biological process (GO): peptidyl-tyrosine dephosphorylation
Cellular component (GO): nucleus; cytoplasm
Molecular function (GO): non-membrane spanning protein tyrosine phosphatase activity
Source: RefSeq, a predicted model, not a curated record
GAAGAGAAGAGAAAAAUCUUCAACCAUAAGAAAACAUCGGUAGAGAGGAAAUCAAAUGCGUGCUUCAAGCCUCACUUUCCUUUUCUCUCUCCUCUCUUUCUCUCUUUCUUACCUUUUUUCUUAACAUUUCUUCAUCUCUCUCUCUCUCAUCGCUCCUUCUCUUCUCACUGUACAACAUUCCAAUCUAAGCAUUGUUUUUUGGCCCGGUUUCCUCUCUCUCAACUUUCUUUUUUUUUCUUUUCUCUCUCUCUCCUAUCCCCUUCUCCCUCUGUUUAAUUGUUUGUUUUUUUUUGUUAUUCUUUGACUAUUGUGAUCAUCAUUGUACUGCCAUCAUCAACGUACCAAUAAUUAACAUCAACAAAGCUUCACUUCCAACGACAACCACAACAAAAACAAGAAUUAACAAAAAGACAACAUUAAACGAAUAUUGUUCCGUCGAUUCCAAUCAACAUUCAAAAUUGGAAAUAAAUUGUUUUAAAAUUCAAUUUUUCUCUCUCUCUCUCUCAUUCGCUUCACACCUUAUCAUCAUCUUCUUCUUUCAUCAUCAUUGUUGUUUCAAAUCUUUCGCUCCUGGUCCAGGUAAUUUGGAGAAAAGAAACUGUGCUAACUACUUUGCUAGCAGUUAGUCGUCAUCUUUUUUUUUUCUUCUCUCUUGAUUCUCUUACCAUAGACUUGACUUAAGUACAAGUUGCUAGUUUUCUUCAUCUUCCAUCUUCUUUUUUUUUCUUCUCCCAUCGCUUGGAUUCUCUUCUUUUUCUUCAAGUCUUUUUUUCUCAUUUUCUUCAUCUUCAUCUUAUUAAUACAUCAUAAUCAUUGUGAAUUUUGUUCCAUCAUCAGUUCAGAGAGAUUUACCAUCAACGAAUUGCGACCGAACAUCAACAUAAUAUCUUAGUGAUAAUUUUCUAUUUCUCCAAAGGAAUUUCUCUUUUUUCUAUUCUCUAGAAAUUGUUUUCUUCUUCUUCUUCUUCUUCUUCUUCUCUCUCUCUCUCUCUCUCUCUCUCUCUCUCCUGUUGAUCCACAUUCUGUUUAUGUUUUGGAUGUUAACGUUUAUCGGAUACUUCCAUCAACUUAUUGUUGUUUUUGUUUCCAUGUUAAAGUUUAAUUGUUGAUACGAUAAAAACAACACCAAAAGAAACCAAAAAACAACAACAAACAUGAGCUUGAAAACAAUAUUGAGAAAUUUUCUCAAUCACUUUGAAACGCUGGAGGAGAGACGCAAAUGUCCCAAUGAUGAUGAAGAUUUAUAUGCAAUUGAAUUUCAAUCUCUCAAAGAAUUAACUGAAUCUCUUAAACGUGAAAAUUUCUACGCCUGUAAACAUGGACUUAAAGACGUUAAUAGAAGGAAAAAUCGAUACAAAGAUAUUCUUCCAUAUGAUUAUAGCCGAGUGAUUCUAAGUGAAUACCCUGGUGUUCCUGGGUCCGAUUAUGUUAACGCCAAUUUUGUUCGUGGAUCAACGGGAUCGGCCUGUGCCUAUGUCGCUUCUCAAGGUCCACUUCCUAAUACCGUUGUUGAUUUUUGGCGUUUAAUUUGGGAAUGUGAGGUUCGGGUCAUCGUAAUGGCCUGUAAUGAAACCGAAUCGGGAAAAUAUAAAUGUGAAACUUAUUGGCCUGCAGUUAAUGAUCAGGAACAGCAAUAUGGCAAUAUAACUGCUCAACAGAUCGAUUGGAGACAAGUUUGUCCCGAUUUUCUGGUUCGCACCUUUAGGAUUACAUGUGACAACAAAGAACGAAUUGUUUGCCAAUUCCAUUAUACAACUUGGCCUGAUCACGGGGUUCCCACGACGGUCGGACCGAUUUUGGAGCUUGUCAGGUUAAUGAGAGAUGUCCAAGCAACUGAGGCAACACCAAUUCUGGUUCACUGUAGUGCGGGUUGUGGCCGAACGGGUACAAUUUGUAGUAUAGAUUAUGUUUGGGCUCUUCUACGAACGGGAAAACUAAAAGAAGAUUUCAGUUUAUAUAAAAUCAUCCAUGAGAUGAGGAGACAAAGGAUCGCAAUGGUUCAGACUCAGGAACAGUAUAUACUUUGUUAUCGAGCCGUUGCUGCGCUUUUCGAGCAACAAUUAAAGGUUAUUGAUGCUCAUACAUAUGAAAACUUGGACGAAGAUGGUGAACCAUAUCAUAAGUUUGCUGAGGAAGCGAAUUCAAGUUCUGAUGAUGAAGAAAGCUCGCCAGGUAUCAGUGAAGCAGAAAUUCAUUAUCGAGUUCAAAGGAGUGCCACUUUUCCGAGUAAAGAUAUGAAACAAUUGGUUGACUCUUGGAAGAGUAAAAAAAUGACAGCUACUCCAUCCACAGAAUUACCUUCACAUCCUUCAGAUUCAAUAAUGUUCAAUGAAAAUCAAGGUAGUCAUGAUAAUAAACAGGAAAAGUUGAUUGGGAAGGCAACAGUGAUACGUCGUCCAAGCAUAGCGAAGUUUAAAGCGAUGUUUGGUUCAAUGGAAUUGGCUCAUCAUCAACUUCGCUCUCAACAUUCCCAAUCUCAUCCUCAUCAUCUUCACAAUCCAUCACAUUUUCGUCCAUUGGAACCUCCUCGUUUGGAAACUCCCUCUGAUAACGGUAACAAUAACAAUCCAAACAACAACGAUCUUUCCAACAAAAGUACCAACAACGGAAACAAUAACAACUAUUUCCAUGGGAACAAUUUUUCAUCACGUUUUCAGGACUCCGAUUGUACAGAUUCGGUGGCCACUUCAGAUCAAGAAGCUGAAAAUGACCGUGAACCCUCAUCUCAUUAUCAAAUUACCGCCAACCCUUUAUGUGAACCUAAAAAACCGUUUUCCUAUUUGGCUCCAGAGCAACUUAAAGCUUUUAGCGUUCAUCAUCUUAAUCAUAAUCAUCAUCAUCAACAAAAACAACAACAAAAACCUCCUUCAUCACCUUCACCUCCUCCACCACCUCAACUAAUCGGAGAUACGAGUAAUCAAGACUUAGCUGAUGAUGAUGAAAUUGAUGGUCAGCCAACCUAUGAAUCUCCAGCAGAUAUAAUCAGACGCCAACAACAACAGCAACAACAACUUCAUCUUCAUCAACAAAAGCAACAACAUCACAUUAAUCAACUACAAUUACAACGUCAACAGCAACAAUCACAGUUUCCCCCGCAUCCGAUGUUCCAACGAUCAUUUGAUGAUGGAAUGAUUAAUCUAAUGAAUAAACAUCGUUCGAGUCUAUUAAAAGAUUUACCUCCUCCACCUAAACCCCCAAGGACAUUUCAAUAUGGUACAAAAGGCAAUACAAUCUCUCAUAUGAAUGGUCGCGCCCUUUUAAGUCCACUGGAAUCAAAUAAUAGCGGUCGUAUCAUAGUUUCCGUUGCUAAAAGAGUUAGACCUCGAAUACACAUUCCCGAUGAUGAACGACCUUCGUUUCCUGAAUCUAAAAGUCACAAUGAUCUCUAUUCGGCUUCAACCUAUUCUAAUUUACCAUUUUCUUUUGCACGAUCGUCACCAGCACCUCCACCUUCAGCUCCUUCGAGCACGAUGACAUCUCAAUCUUCCCAAGUAAAUCAGUAUUAUGGUUACAUUUCAUCUGGAAAACAUCAAUUGGAUAAAUUAAGUCAAGAUUCAAAUAAUCAACCACUUUACGAACGAUUAAAACAUGACCUUUUCCAAACACAAACCAAUGGACAUGAUCUAUCGUCGAGUGGUAGAUCAUUAUUCCGUCCACCAAUACAUCGAAUGCCUUUAACUAAUGUAAACAAAAUAAUUAACCGUGGAGGUGGAAUCGGAAUUGGUGGAGGAAAUGAUGGAUUACCACAGUUUCUUUCACCUCAUCGAAAUUUACCUGAACCCAAUCGUUUUGGUAAUUUAACAGUUCGACGAGAAAUAACAAGUCCACCACUUUUAAUGCAGAAUCCACAUCCAUCCAAUCCAUUGGUAUCUCGAAAUCAUGGAAUCUUUCCCGGUCUUAAUGGUCAGAAUUUAGUCCAUCCAAUACCAUCACGUCCACGUCCUCCAAUCAAACUUCCCGAUUGUAAUGACCUGAGAAGUGUCGCCGGUGAUAAUAAUAAAAUAGGACAACAAGCGACUCCAAAUAUUAAAAUGAAUUCAUUCAAUAACAAUAGUAGUAACAAUCAACAGCAGGAACAACAACAAAUUAACCGGUCAAACGGUAAUAAUAAUAAACCAAAUCAAAGUAACAACGGUACACCUCGAAGUGGAAUCCCAAUCUCAGCAACUCCAACACCAGGAACUCCGAUUGGAAGUAAAUUUAAUAACAAUAAAAGCAACAAGCACAAUAACAAUAUGAACAAUAACACCAGUGAUAAAAGUUCAUCAGAAGUUGGUGGUCGUACUAAUGAAAACAAGAAAAAAUCAACUAAAUCAAAUAGUAAAAGUGAUUCUAAACUUGGUAAUCAAGUUAAUCAAGGGAAUCAAGAGACUAAGAAACAUUCAUCAUUCUCGUUUUCUAGUACAUUUUUCCCGUUUCGUAAAACAACAAAAUCGAAAAGCUCAGCUAGUCCUAAUCAACAAUCAGGCCCACAAUCUAUUCCAGGUAACAAUACAAACAUACGACCACCUCAUUCACACCGGUUUUCCCCUCCAACCCAAUGGACGCAAGUUUAAUUUUCUACCUGAAAUGAAUUAAUUAGUUAUUAUCCAAUCUAUUGAUGAACAAUUAGUGGUGAUGAUUAAUGAUCUGAUUAACGAAAAUGAAAAGCAAUUGUAUCGUGCAAUAAACGACCAUCCUCUGCCGUUGAUUUACCACUUUGAUUCAAGUCCAUCCGAAACAAAAAUAAGGCCAAAUAUAAUAUUUGACCAAGCAUCUAAUUUAAUUGUGCAACAUUGA